UUAAUUUUUGAAGGGUGUUUGUGAGGGAGAAUUUUCUGUCGAUGGAGGCUCGUAAUUUUCAUGGUCCAGUUGUGUCAAAUAUGGAGGUUGGUGGGAAGAAGAGUAGGGAGUGGGAUUCGAAUGAUUGGGUGUGGGAUGGUGAUCGAUUUACUGCUGAACCGUUGAAUUCUCUGCCAUCAGAUUGUAGGAGUAAACAGCUGUUUCCUAUAGGAUCAGAGAUUCCAGAAACUGCUACUGGAAUCUUCAAUGGUUUUUCAUCUGGCGCAGGUGAAUUGACAUUAGGAAAUGAUGAACGGAGGAAGGAAUUGGAGAAAAGGAGGCGGACGAUUGUAAUUGAUGGUGAUGAUGAGCAGAAUGGUGAGGCUGGGUCUCUCAAUUUGAAGCUUGGUGAACAGUUGUAUCCUGUGAUGGAAGGGGAAGUGGAAAAAUGGGAAGGGAAGAAUGGUAAAAAGACGAAAAUUAGUGGGGUUUCAUCGAAUCGUGCUGUUUGUCAAGUGCAGGAUUGUCGAGCUGAUUUGAGCUGUGCUAAAGAUUACCAUCGACGACAUAAAGUGUGUGAGGUGCAUUCUAAAGCAGCAAAAGCUUUGGUUGGGAAUGUUAUGCAGCGUUUCUGUCAGCAGUGUAGUAGGUUUCAUGUUCUCGAAGAGUUUGAUGAGGGGAAGCGGAGCUGUCGUAGGCGUUUAGCUGGGCAUAACAAACGAAGAAGAAAAACACAUCCAGAAAAUGUAGCUAAUGGAGCCUCCGUGACUGAUGAGGGGGGUAGCCACUACUUAUUAAUUAGUCUGCUGAGGAUACUGGCCAAUGUACAGUUCAAUAGCUCGGAGCAAACUAAAGACCAGGAUCUAUUGUCACAUCUGCUGAGAAACUUAGCUAGUCUGGCUGGUGCAGCUAAUGAGAGGAACACAUCGAGCUUGUUGCCUGCACCUUUAGAUCUGCAAAACACAGGGACAUCUAUGGAGGCUCCAAAAGAGGACUCUCUUAGGCCUAAUGGGAAUUGUUUGACUAUACCUGCAUCAGAAGUGACAGAGAAGAGAAUGGACACGGGCACGAGUGAUGCUGAACGUGGAAUUUCACAAAAUCCUCGUGCUUCACAGCCUGAGACUAUGUGUUGUAGAAAAGAGAGCUUACCUAUCAAUGCAAAUGCCCCAGUCACCACAUCUGCACCGUUGAAGCUAAAUAUUGAUUUGAAUAACAUCUAUGAUGAUUCUCAAGGUGGCAUUCAAAAGUUGCAGAAUUUUGGUGUCUUUGCAAACCCAGGGGCUGGAUCUUCUGGCCGUCCUCUAUGGAUAAGUCAUGACCCUCACAAGUCAAACUCCACAAGGACAAGUUGGAACUCAGGAUCCACCUCAUCCCUUUCACCAUCUAGUUCAAGUGGAGAGGCUCAGAGUCGAACGGAUCGUAUUGUCUUUAAACUUUUUGGGAAAGAUCCUGGUGAAAUUCCCACAGGCUUGCGGAAGCAGGUUCUUGAUUGGCUAUCACACAGUCCUACAGAUAUUGAAAGCUAUAUUAGACCUGGUUGUAUUAUACUAACAAUAUAUCUUCGGAUGGAUAAACCCAUAUGGGAGGAGCUUUAUUGUGAUCUUAACUCUAGUUUGAAGAAACUUCUUAAUGCAUCCGCUGGUUCAUUUUGGCGAACUGGAUGGGUUUAUUCUAGGGUGAAGGAUCGAGUGGCAUUUUUGUUUAAUGGGCAGGUUGUUCUGGACACUCCCUUGCCAAGCCAUAGAAACUGUGGGAUAUCAAUCAUCAAACCUAUAGCAGUUUGUGCCUCUGAAAGAGUUCAAUUUUUGGUCAAAGGCUUUAACCUAUCUCGUCCCACUACAAGGUUACUAUGUGCCAUGGAAGGGAAAUAUCUCGUUCAGGGGAAUUGUAUUGAUAUGGUGGUAGGAGCUGAUUCUUGUAUGGACCAUAAUGAGAUCCAGUCCCUUAGUUUUCCUUGUACAGUGCCAAAUGCUACUGGAAGAGGGUUCAUUGAGGUUGAGGACCAUGGUCUUAGCAGCAACUUCUUCCCAUUUAUAGUUGCAGAGAAAGAAGUUUGUUCUGAGAUUCGUACAUUGGAGAGCAUUAUUGAGGAUGCUAAAAUAGCCGAUGGUUUUCUGCGAGGAACUGAAGAAUUUCAAGCCAGGGACCAAGCUCUGGACUUUUUACAUGAACUGGGUUGGCUGCUUCAUAGAAGCCAUUUGAAAUUUAGAGUGGGUUCUGGUGCCAGCUUGAAUCUUUUCCCAUUUCAGAGAUUCCAUCGGCUUAUAGAUUUCUCCAUUGACCAUGACUGGUGUGCUGUAGUAAAGAAACUGUUGGAUGUCUUCUUCAAUGGCGUUGUGGAUGUAGGAAUACAGUCAUCACUUGACGUUCCAUUGCAGGAGGUUGGCAUCCUUCAUCGAGCUGUGAGGAGAAAGUGCAGAUCUAUGGUAGAUGUCCUCUUGAAAUAUCGUAAUCAUGGAGCUUUUGACAAAUCAGGACUACAAAAGCAAGAAGAUGAUCGUGGCUAUUUAUUUAGACCUGAUGCAGUGGGUCCUGGGGGUUUGACUCCACUUCAUGUUCUUGCUAGUCUUGCUGGCUAUGAGAAUAUUUUGGAUGCUUUAAUUGAUGAUCCAGGACAGGUGGGAAUUGAAGCUUGGAAAAGUGCCCGUGACAGUACCGGACUGACACCCAAUGAUUAUGCAUGCCUGCGAGGCCAUUACUCAUACGUCCAUAUGGUCCAGAAAAAAAUCAAUCAGAAACCAGGUGACGGACAUGUUGUUCUUGAUAUCCCUGUUUCGUUGUUGGAUAGCAAUCUCAAGCAGAAACUAUCAGAUGGUCAUAGGUCGGUAAAAGUAACUAGCUUUCAAACUGAGAAGUCUUUAGGGAAACCAAUUCACCGACAAUGCAAACAAUGCAAACAGAAAUUAUCUUAUGGAAACUCAGGAACAUCACUUGUAUACAAACCGGCAAUGCUUUCAAUGGUUGCAAUUGCUGCUAUCUGUGUUUGUGUAGCUUUGCUAUUCAAAAGUUCACCGGAGGUUCUUUAUUCGUUCAGACCCUUCAGAUGGGAGCUGCUGAAGUAUGGCUCCAUCUAAAUAAGGUAUAGCCUUAUGUUUUAAGAAGAUAAUAUAGGAAAUGCCAUGGCUUGUUUUUUCUUCUGAAUUAAUAUGCCACGAUAUAAUUGGGAGAGCUCCAACUCUGUAUAUUUAUUUUGACUAAUUCAUCAUAAUAUUAUACAUAAGAAGCUUUAACUGCAAAUAGGAAA
Molecule: messenger RNA, 3223 nt
Organism: Solanum verrucosum
Lineage: Eukaryota; Viridiplantae; Streptophyta; Magnoliopsida; Solanales; Solanaceae
Product: squamosa promoter-binding-like protein 1
Exons: 11
Coding region: 42-3053 (1003 amino acids)
Cellular component (GO): nucleus
Molecular function (GO): DNA binding
Source: RefSeq, a predicted model, not a curated record